CGCCGCUUGCCGUUUAAGCCUGUACGUGGCAGUCAGAGAGCUGUACACAGCAGCUGAGGCUGGAUGCGGCUCCUCUCCUGCAACACUUCACUCAUUCAAACGGACAUCCCGCACUCAUUCAGGAUAUACUGAAGCGAGGACGCUUUUCACAUCGUCAGACUUGGUGUGAUUCCCGCUACGAAACAUCUGAAACAUGUUUACCGUGUCGGAGCUGGUUGUCUUGCUGGCCGUCCUGUCUGCUACUGCGUCCGGCUACUUCGUUAGCAUAGACGCCCAUGCCGAGGAAUGCUUCUACGAACGGGUCAACUCAGGCACAAAGAUGGGCCUCAUGUUUGAGGUUGCCGAAGGCGGAUUUCUGGACAUCGAUGUUGAGAUAACAGGGCCGGAUGGCAAGCAGAUUUAUAAAGGUGACAGAGAGUCCAGUGGGAAAUAUUCCGUGGCAGCACACAUGGACGGAACCUACAAGUUCUGCUUCAGCAACAAGAUGUCAACCAUGACACCCAAGAUCGUCAUGUUCACGAUCGAUAUUGGAGAGGCUCCAAAAGGCCAGGAUAUGGAGACAGAAGCCCACCAAAACAAGCUGGAGGAGAUGAUCAACGAACUGGCUGUUGCCAUGACGGCUGUGAAGCACGAGCAGGAGUACAUGGAGGUUCGCGAGAGGAUACACAGAGCAAUCAACGACAACACAAACAGCAGAGUGGUGCUGUGGUCGUUCUUCGAAGCUCUGGUCUUGGUGGCGAUGACACUCGGACAGAUUUACUACCUGAAGAGAUUUUUUGAAGUACGGCGAGUGGUGUAGUGCGAUUAAAUGAUCCCUGUGUGUCCUCCGCUGUUUUCUCCAACACCGAGACAGUUAUUUACACUCUGCAAACGAGACUGUCAGUUUUGAGUAAAGCCUACAUUUGAUUGGAUCACAGAUGUUUUUUUUUUUUCUCCUGUCACCUUUUUGGUUCCUUCUUAAAAAUUGUAAUUAGUGUUUGUUUGGAGCGAAUGGCCAAAGGAUUGUGGGAUAGAUUUGGUUUCAUUAGUUCUUCUUUUUUUAAAAUGUUUCACAGAUAUUUUUUUGUCCGAUACUGUUUGAUGAAAGCAUCAGUUACUAGCCAGUUCAGUUUUGUCUGUGUGAAUGACUGUGAAGCUCAUAAGUUUAAGCAAAUGUGGACAGAUGAAGAAAGACUUAGAAAUGCACAUAAAUCAAUAGGCAUGUGUGGCGUCUCCACGGGAGAAUGUAGCCCUUAUUAAGACAUAAACGGGACCCUUUUCGUAUGAUCAUAACAAGAAAAAAAAAAAAAAGCAUUGGAUUUUUUUGUCUGGGAUGUCGGAGGUUUUAUGUCUCAGCCAAGUCAGACGAUCUACUGGCAGAUAUGAGCUACCUGUACAUCUUUAACAACAAAUCGCACUCCUGAUGGAUACGUUUAAAUACCUGAAGGACUGGCACUGCAGCUGGUCUCUAAGGGAAACUGUACAGCUUCUAGUUCUGUCUGUUGAUUGGCGCCUCGGCGGGCUUCAGUUGGCACCCUUUGCGGGGAAACUGUGUAACCACAGGCUGAUUUGAAUCUCCAAACACUUUCCCUUAGCAGUAAGACGUCGAGGAGCUGAGGUUUAUUUUUAAACUGAACUACUUGGGGUGCAACUCCAAAGUGUAGAGGAAUACUGAAAUACAUGUUACAUGUUGAUUGAGGUUGGCUGGGUGGGUGGGGGGUCUGACACCUAAUUACUGCUGUGUGCUUUAGUUGCUUCUACUAUACUUAUUUUGUUGGGGUUGGGGAUUUUAAAUUAUAUGAUUGUAUACAAUUUUGAACUGUUUGUUUUUCUGGAGCAUAUCCUGCGACAUGCAACUGUUUGGACGGUGCCUUUCAAAUGGGUAUCUUUGACCUUUUUUCUAUCCUCACACAAGGUAGGAACGUGAAUCCAAGGCAGUAGCUUCACAUCUGGCACACACAGCUGCAACACCUGAAGUGUUGCCUGUCGCUGAAUGUGCUCCAGUUUUGUAUCAGAAACAAUCUUUGGUGAGCUCAGGCGGGUAAACUGCUCUGAGCAUGGUCUCCUCAAGUUUGUGAUCCCAAUAACGUCUGCUCAGUGGAUCUGUACAAAUGUAGAAAGGUUGUCUGUGGAAAAUGCCCCAGGUUUCAUAAUAAAGCCAAUAUUCUGUA
This is a messenger RNA of Scatophagus argus, 2150 nucleotides long. It is a transcript of the gene tmed2, whose product is annotated as transmembrane p24 trafficking protein 2. Gene Ontology annotation, biological process: Golgi organization; intracellular protein transport; endoplasmic reticulum to Golgi vesicle-mediated transport. Lineage: Eukaryota; Metazoa; Chordata; Actinopteri; Scatophagidae. The transcript has 4 exons. Gene Ontology annotation, cellular component: Golgi apparatus; endoplasmic reticulum-Golgi intermediate compartment; COPII-coated ER to Golgi transport vesicle. The record is from RefSeq and is a predicted model, not a curated record. The coding region runs from base 194 to 799 and encodes 201 amino acids.